GAAGACCGCCUUUGUUUCAUUUUUACACCAAUGAAAAAGUAAUAAAAUCUGUUUAUGUGUUUUAGGCAAAUAUAUAACCGUAUAUCUAAUAGCACGCGAUUGGCCGGUGACGAGAGUGCGAAAAAUUCUACAAAUUUGCUGUUUCAUGUUCCAAAAUUCGUGAUUCCGGCAAUUUUAAAUGUUUUGCUAUUUGAAUGGCCAAACCAUAAUGUUUGCGAAACACCAAUCGAUCCAACACAACAUGUGGCUUCAAUCGAUUAAACAUAGACAAAGAAUAAUAAUUAAAAUCAUAGCAUUAUUCUCAUUCUACAACAAAAAUUCAUGAUCAAAUUUACUGUGCAUAUGUUAAAGGUAUUCCGAUUUUAGUAUCGACAUGUUUCAAUGUAUUUAUCUGGAUUAUGGCUGGCAAUAAAUGCUUUGCCAAAGUAUGCAGCUCGAAUCAAGCUCUUCUGAGUAUUUGUGUCAAAUUCAUAGCUGGCCGCUUAAGACCCAUAAAAAUGAUCGUAUCUAUCGUAAAACAAAUGAAGCACAAUCACCAUUCAAUUUGCUUUGGUUUUUCAGAUUGAUUUGUUUUAAAUUCACAGUAUUUUGUUUGCAAAUCAGACGUUCCCGAUGCCGUUAUUUGUAUACAUACAAUGCCAAAAAUCGAUGAUUAUACGAAACGGACAUUGCGAAAAUACUUUUAAAUUCAUUUUCAAUGGAUACCGUUUGUACGGAACACACACUAUAUCCCUGGCUUAAUUUGAACAAUUCAUGUUCACGUACAACCAAACUGCAUGUAUUUCGAUCUUCAUUGAUAAUAAUCCAACACGUUGGAUCGAGUAUCGAUUCUGUAAAUAAAUCAAAUCAAAAGUAAGUAUCAUCAAAGUUAGUCUUAAUCGAACGUAUGGGUGAUGAUAUUCACUUGGCAUUUCGGGCAAUUGUCGAUUUUUCGGCUCUUUUAUACUAUUUAUAAGGAAUAUACGAUAAUUGGUGGUCAUUACAGCAACGCCUGUCCCUGAAUUUGAUGUAAAUAUUUUGGCAUCGAUGACUUUUGUGUUUAUGACUUUUUUUUGCUCAUAACCAUUUCAACCACGAUACAAUCGAAUGAAAAUUAAAAGAAUCACCAAUAGAUGGCGCAUCGUCUAUUGGUCAUUGUUUCAGAUUGAAUUAAUUAUGCGCAAUUACAUAUACAUACACAUACACAGUAGCAGCUAGUUUGUCGGCAUUGUUAUUACGAAAUGUCAAAUAAUCUUUCGCAUUUACACAGCGAACUCCAAUUGGAUUAGUUGAAAUAAUUUAGUCUCAAAGGCGGAAAAAAACCGUAAUUAAUUUUUAGUGUGCUCAAAAUCACAUAAAACUCAAUAAUUAUCGAAUUAAUUCAUAUUUUGUUGUGAUUUCAAACAAAUUGAUAACAAAUUGGAAAAUAUUCUUAACUUUAAAAAACGUGUUUGAUAAUUUCAUCAUCUAAACGAUCAAAGAAAUUGAGACGCAAUUGUCAAUUGAACCAACGGAACAAUUUUUCAAUUUUUCCUGUGCAUUAAUUCAUCAAAGUCCCAAAAUAAAUCAGGAUGCGUCCGAAGCGUACUUGCGUUAAUGAAACGAAUGAAAGAAUUCGAAUAUACUCUGAAUGGGCCAAUUCGCAGCGUCAACGACAACCAACGAACAACGCAUCGGCCAAUAGUCAACAAACUGAGCCGACACAAAAUCAAGACGAAGAAGAAGAAGAGAAUCAAUCAUUGGAUGUGACUGUGGACAAUAGCCAACAAACUGAGCCGACACAAGAGCAUGUGGAUGUACAAGACGGAGUUCAUCAAUCGAUCGAAAUUCAAUUAGAACAGUGUACACCAUGCACAGUUGGUUUGGAAGUCAUGUCACAGAACGAUUCUGAAACUCAGUAUUUCAAUCGAUACCGAGCCACAAAUACAACUGGAUCCAAAAGACGGAAAGUCAUUGAAUCGGAUGACGAUGAUGAUGAUGAUGAUGAUGUUGUCGACGCACACAGUAAUGUCACGCACACGCCUAGUUUAGUCUCGCCACAGACUUCGACACAAUCGAAACGCGUACGAUUCGAUCAAAACAAUCGACAGCAACAACGACCAUCAAAUUCGUCAAGCCACAAUUCACCAAUUCAUCAAAAUAUACAAAAUGCCGGCACAUCGUCAACACACAAUCAAAUCGAAAUGGAAUGCCAAAAUGUGUUUUCUUCCAUGACAAGAAUAAUAGCUUCAAACGCAGCACAUCGUCAAAUCGUUCACACGGAACAUCAAAUUGAAUUCAAACGUUAAACAAAAAGUCGAAGAUUUGGUGGAAAAAU
This is a messenger RNA of Contarinia nasturtii (swede midge), 2296 nucleotides long. Its product is annotated as transcription initiation factor IIE subunit alpha-like. The record is from RefSeq and is a predicted model, not a curated record. Lineage: Eukaryota; Metazoa; Arthropoda; Insecta; Diptera; Cecidomyiidae. The transcript has 4 exons. Bases 1551 to 2267 code for a protein of 238 amino acids.